Molecule: messenger RNA, 2801 nt
Organism: Osmerus eperlanus (European smelt)
Lineage: Eukaryota; Metazoa; Chordata; Actinopteri; Osmeriformes; Osmeridae
Gene: zdbf2
Product: zinc finger, DBF-type containing 2
Exons: 4
Coding region: 175-2385 (736 amino acids)
Biological process (GO): genomic imprinting; epigenetic programming of gene expression
Source: RefSeq, a predicted model, not a curated record
UCCAGAGGGGAGGCGGGGCCGUCCAGAGGGGAGGCAGGGCCGUCCAGAGUCCCUCCCAGACAGGGCUACUGCAGCUGCUGUCAGGUCGUUUACAACAAUGUAGAGCAGCACAUCCUGAGCGCGGCCCACAGGGAGGUGGUGGGCGGAGCAAGGGCGCAGGUCGUCUCCGGGAGCAUGCUGGAGAGAUUCCUGUUGGACGUCAUCCAGCACCACCCACACCGCUACGGAGACCCCCGGCCCAGCCACGCUGACCUGCCGUCCCUGGGCAGAGCUCCGUCCCCGAGGAAGCAGCUGGACAUGUGUGUGUCAGAGGAGGACGGCUUGUCUCUGUCCACCAGGGAGCUCCUGCCCAGCUCCGACAGCUCCUCCUGCCAGCUGCUCCACGUCCAGGAGAUGCACACACACUCCCCCAGACCGUGCAUCCCACACAGCCCUCCUCUUCACAGGAAAGCUCACAGGAAGACCAACCGGCGGAGAGAGAGAUGCUCCUCCUCCUCCUCCCUCGCCCCUCGGGGACUCUCUCUUCCCCAUCAGCGGCCCGGGCCAGGGUCCCCGGACCCCAAGCCCAGGAAGAGGGACAGGAAACAGGAUGAAGCCUUUUCCAGCGAUGGCUCUGAUGGUGUGGGAGAUGUGAUAGAGGAGGUAAUCCAGAGACUCUGCUAUGGGCGCAGUCCUGCCCUUCACCACCAGGGGGACACAGACAGCUUCCACCUCAGCCUCCCCGCGUCCCUCUGUGAGGGGUCAGGCGACAGCGAGGACUGGGACGGCCCCGUCCAGGUGGCUCUGGAGCAGUGCGGGGGAGACGGCAGGGCCCUCACCUGCCUCAUGGGGGCGCAGGUGAGCCUGGAGGAGCAGGGCUACAGCAGCCGCCUGGCCUCUGCUCUGCACCCUGCUGGGGCACUCCGCGAGCCCAACAUAGAGGAGAUCCUGCCCGCCCCACCCCACAUCCCCCCCUCCUUCCUGGGGAAGACCUGGACGCAGGUGCUGCUGGAGGAUGAGAUGAAGGUGGAGGCCAUGGUCAGGGAGUUCCGCCAGGGACACUACUUCUGCUACUUCGACAGCGAGUCCCUCGCCAGGUGCGGGAGGAGGAGCGGAGACAGGAAGGGGAGGAGCAGAGACAGGGAAGGGCGUGGCCAGAGUAUGGGGGAGGCUGGCAUCCUUUCCCUCGCCGAGCACGAUGACGACCCAGAAUGCACCAGGAGGAGGAGUGGGCGGAGCUUCAGGAUGGCCUCCAGGUGUCAGGUCGUCAAGGUGAGCCAUGGGACCCAAACCACACCCCUCAUCAUCCCCAGAGUCCGGCCAGCCCCCGCCUGCCAGACAGCCAUCCCUCUGGACAGCCCUGCUCCCUGCCAGGACCUUUCCACUGACCCCGAGACGCCCCCCCAGGCGAGGGCCGGGCCCCUGCACCUGCCCCCUUCCUACUUGCGCGUCAUGACGCCACUGCAGCCCAGCACCGCACUGCUCUACAUCCUGUCCUCCCCUGGCAACCAGGACACCACGCCCCGCCUCAAACCCGUCACCAGGGGCAGGAAGAGGAGAAGGUCGAGCGAGGGGGAGGGCGGAGAUGUGGGGGUAAAGGUCAAAUACAAGCAAGUUCCCCUAAGGUACUAUGACCCGGCUACCAACCGGAUCCUCAAGACCCCCCCCAGGGGCCUCCUGCCCCCCCUGGCGCCCGGGGCCCCCCGGCCCCCACAGCCACACGUGGUUAGGCAGCUGUUCAGGAACCUUGGUCCAGACAUCAACUCAGAGAGGCUGGGCCACGAGGGGAAAGAGGUACGGGGGAGGCAGAGGGGAGGAGGGGGGAGAGACGGGUCCAGGGGGAGUCGGGAGAGAGGGAGGAGCGCGGGCAGCGCUGCGUCGGGAUCACAGCUAGAGCCUGGGGUGAAAGGUCAGGGGUCAUCAGAGGCGGGGUCGUCUGUGACCUCACCCUUCAGCCGCUCCUCGCUGUCCAAUAGCAGCCGCUUCCUCCUGGCCACACUCACCCCCGACUCAACCCCCCUCCCGGAGGCCCCCCGCCCCCCCCGCAGGGCCCCCCGGCCAGACCCCCCCCGCCCAGAGAGACGCCCCGCCCUCCCCUACAGGCUGCGCAGACCAGGGGCGAGGAGAGGGAGGAGGAGGGAGGGGAAGUCCGUCUCCCGAGGUUCACUGAGAGGACGACAUCCCAGGAUCAUAACCCCGCCAGCCAAGGGCCUCUCCCCGCCAGCCCAGCCCAGGAAAGGGGCUUCCCGGAGGGCUGUGGAGAACAGGCAACUCACCAGGCCUGGCAGCCCUACCAAGGCCUCCACUCCUCUCAAAACAUCCAGGGUAGUAGGGCUUAGGACUUCCCCCAGACUCACUCCUACCACCCUCCCCAAUCGCUCACUACGCAGGAGGGACAGGAGGUGAGGAGGGAGACUGAGGAGGAGAGGCAGGUGAGGAGGAGAAUGAGGAAAGGAUGAGAAGGAGUUGAGGCGAGGAGGCGAGGGAGGUGAGGAGGAGGAGGAGAGGGAUUGGUGAGGAGGAGAGGACAGGGUUUUGGGAGGUGGGGAAGAGGAGAGGAUUUUAGGAGGUGGGGAGGAGGAGAGACAACCUUGUUUUCCCACAAAUGCUCUGUCCUGAUUGGUGGAGAGCUGUGUGUCCCCUCCUCUCAUCAUGUCAUGUUUUGCACAAAGACCAGCAGUGAAAGCUUUCUAUUUUUUUUGUUCUUUUGUUGUAAUUUUUGAACAAAUCAGGAUAUAUUUUUUUAAGUUUAUAUUUACAAUUUUAUCAAACACUUGUUAGUUUCAUAACGAAUGAAUGUACAAUAAAUAACUUUCUUAUCA